This is a messenger RNA of Hemisphaericaspora subhashii, 2253 nucleotides long. RefSeq lists its product as uncharacterized. The transcript has a single exon. Bases 1 to 2253 code for a protein of 750 amino acids. Gene Ontology annotation, molecular function: protein binding. Gene Ontology annotation, cellular component: extracellular matrix. The record is from RefSeq and is a predicted model, not a curated record. NCBI's taxonomy places the organism in Eukaryota, Fungi, Ascomycota, Pichiomycetes, Serinales, Debaryomycetaceae.
AUGUUUAGUCAACAACAACAACAACAGAUGAAGAGGCAAAAAUUGAGCAGCCAACUAUCUAAGCUUCCUCAAGAACUAAUCGAACUUAUAUUCUACUACAUACCUGAUGAUUAUAUGGAAACGUACAUUGAUUUGCCAUUCAUAGGAAAGUAUGCUAUCAAUAGGCUCUACGGAUAUAUAGACAUUAUAUCUUCCGAAUCAGGGUUAUGGGAGGAUCGUGGCCCAAAAGUUUAUGAAUCUAUUUAUAAACUGAUAAUUAAUCCAAAGACUCUUAUUCAACGUAUCAAGGAUGGUAAUAAUGGAGUUUGUUCAUAUAAGCGAUGGAGAGUCAAUCAAUUUGUUCAAUUUUGUAAAACAAAUAUCGCAUUUAGACCUAAGAUUGUGCAUUUCACGCUGACAGAACAGUUGGGUUGGCUCCAUGAACAUUAUCCUCAAAUUCUAAAUCAAUUGCCAAGAAUCGAUGUUUCAACGCCCAAAUACAGUCUGUACAUUUGGCAAGUUGGUGAUUUCCCGAAAGAUUACUUGCACUUAAUUUUGGAAAACAAGCUCUCUGGUGAUUCACUUCUUUUUAAACCAGGCUGGGGUGAAAAUGUCAAAGAACUUGAAUUAUACACCAUUGGCACGGAGGAGCUCCCUACGUUAUUUCCAAACUUACAAAGAUUAAGACUUGCCUUCGUGGACUUGUCGAAGCAACCAUUGCCGAACUUGCCAUCAAGUUUAAAGUUCUUGCAACUAACCACGUAUACAUUUGACAGAUUGGAUGUUUCUUAUCUAGAAAAUUUGAAACAAAUCGUGGGUGAAUCUUUAGAACCCUUGCAUAGAUUGGAUAGAUUCAAAUUCCCUCUUGGAAUCGAGCGGAUAUUUGUAAGGGGAGCAACGACUGACAACUCCGGAAUAAACAUAGAAAGUUUGGAUAGUAUACAACUAUACGCUAAUCUAAAAGAGGUACGGAUUGGGCAUCGUGACAUAUUUAGGAAAACCGAAAUAUUUUCAAAAAGAACUACCUUCCCUGAAAAUUUACAAAAACUUGAAAUUAGUUUGUCUCAAUCUGACAAUAACACCGAUAGUAAUGUGCCAUUUGCCACCGUGGGGGAGAAUUUGCAUGUCCCGAAUAACUUAAAGGCUCUACUACUCAGUACCUCGCAAAUUAACUAUCUGCCCGAGCAAUUGGUGUUGCCUAAGUCAUUAAAGGUCUUGUCAAUUUUAAGUCAAAUGAAAGGGUCUGAAAAAGAAGAGGAUUGGUCUUCCGUAACAUUCCCUACUGCUCUACUUGAAUUAAACCUUCUGCUUGCUAGAAUAGAAGGUAUCACAUUCCCCAACUGGUUGCAGAAUCUACAAAUAACUACAGGUUAUCCGAUUCAACCUAUGAAGUUCCUUGAAUUUGAAAAUUUAGUUCAGCUUAAACUUGGCUGGUUUUUCAACGACGAAUUUGUAUUUAAAUUUCCACCCAGCUUGAAGAUUUUGGAAGUAAAUAGUAAUAACACUCUUAAGAAGGUCAAGGUUGAAGCUGCAAAUUUGAAACUGGUGCAAUUUUCAACGAGUAGCCUUGUGUACUUAGGUGCUUCCACUUUUCAGCUGCCUGAUUCUGUUGAUCUGCUUUCUUUGACUAUUCAGCAGGGUAUUGUUACUGCUACAGCAAAUGUCUUUCCCCCAUUGUUAAAGGAACUAUAUUUAAAACUGUGCAAAAUAACAUCUGAUAUCUUAGGGGAACUUCACUUAGAAGCUUAUAAAAAACUUGUGAAAUUGGAUUUACUGAAUAAUAUGAUUUCUCGGUUAGAGAACAAUACAUUUCCAAUAUCCAUAGAAUAUUUACGAAUGGAUGACAAUCCGAUUUCUAUGUUUUCGACACCUGAUGUAUUUAUGGAACUAAUAAACUUACGGGAAUUGAGUAUGGCACGUAAAUUAAUAAUGAUUAUGACCAGAUCUAGGUUUUGGUGGAGAAGUACGCACCCCUCUCAAUUAGCUAGUUAUUUCCAAUCAGACGAUCAGAAUACGUUAAAUUUUCCAUCGUCUUUGAUAAGUUUGAAUCUUGCUAAUAAUUGUUUACAAAAGGGAAUGGUUGAAAAACUCAACUUUCUGACCUGCGGUCAACUUCAGGAAUUGAGCUUGGAUGCAAAUUGGGAAAUGACAGAUGUCCAAAUUCUUGUAGACCAACUAAAACUGUCGAGUCCUGAUAUGGUUGAGCUACUCUUGGAUCGCCGACUUCGAGAGGAGGUCAAUGAAGAAGGAAUUAAUUUCUUGAGUUUUUCUUAA